Molecule: messenger RNA, 2973 nt
Organism: Gadus morhua (Atlantic cod)
Lineage: Eukaryota; Metazoa; Chordata; Actinopteri; Gadiformes; Gadidae
Product: rac GTPase-activating protein 1
Exons: 17
Coding region: 172-2064 (630 amino acids)
Biological process (GO): mitotic spindle midzone assembly; Rho protein signal transduction; mitotic cytokinesis
Cellular component (GO): cleavage furrow; midbody; spindle midzone
Molecular function (GO): GTPase activator activity
Source: RefSeq, a predicted model, not a curated record
UUUAAACUGAGAGGCAGUCGGGAAAAUCUGGGGGAGUUUUGACAGGUGUGGCUGCUCCGUCGGUUCCUGCUGCUAACGUGGUGGAAUGCUGAAUUUAAUGUUACUUUAAGAUUUGAUGUCUUUAAAGCUACGUGCAUCAAGACCCUAAGAUAUCUCACAGAGCCAGACACGAUGGAGACCUCAGUGGUGAACCUGUACGACAAGUUCCUGAGUCAUGUGGACAGCCUCAGCGAAGGCGUCGAACCACAGUUUAUCCAGAUGGCGACCAGCUUUGAGGCGUGCCGUAAAAAGUGGCUCCAAGCGGACGAGGCGCUGGGCUCCUGUAAGGAGGUGCUGGCCAAAGCCGAGACGGACAGGGGGUCGUUGGAGGUCAAGCUGAAGCACGCUCGCAACCAGGUGGAUGUGGAGAUCCGGAGGCGGCAGAAAGCUGAGGCUGAGUACGAGAAGCUGGAGCGUCAGCUGCAGCUGAUUCGGGACCUGUUGAUCUCGGAGACCCACAGCAGCAGUGUCCACUUGAGUGAGGAGCAGAGGAAUGCCCUUGCCUUCCUCAGCGCCCACUCCCAGGCGGCCCAGUCCGCCAAGGGCAACGUCAACACCAGCCACAGGUUAACCACCAUUGAUGAAUCGGCCUCCAUGCUGUCAGACAUUAGCUAUGACCAAACGGAUGACUCUCUGGACUGGGACUCCUCUGUCGUCAGGACCGUGAAGCUGAGGAAACGCCAGAAAAGGCGGUCCUCCAGACAACUCCUAGAUCCUGUGAAGAGACCUCGCUCGUCAGGGCGCAGAGACCCAGACAGGGUGAACGAGUCAGUGGUAACCAAGACGACCAUCACUGUCUCUGCUAAUGGUGGCCCCGUGGAGGCCGUCUCCACCAUUGAGACGGUGCCCUACUACACCCGUAACCGAAAGAAGAGUGCUGCUGCUCCAGUAUGGACGGAUACCACUACCGACCAAUCCGAGACCACCAGCGAUGCACCCAGUAUGCCGUUCACCGAGGCCACACCCACUCCAAGAACCCCCAGGAACAACACCGCUUCCGGGAAGAAACAUAACUUUGUUCCCAAAACGGUCAUCAGGUCAGAGUACUGCCAGCCUUGUGGGAGAAGGACCAAGUUUGGGAAGGUCUAUCUCCGGUGCCAAGAGUGCAGGGUGGUCACCCAUCCAGAGUGUCGGGAGCAGUGCCUCCUGCCAUGCAACCCCAUCGCCUUUAGCACCCCCCUGAGGACCACAGAGGUGACACUGGCUGACUUUGCCCCCAGCACCUCCCCCAUGGUGCCCGUCCUGGUGGUCUACUGCAUCAAAGAGAUCGAACGCAGGGGACUCAAUGAGGUGGGCCUGUACCGUCUCUCCGGCUCCGACCGCCAGGUGAAGGAGCUGAAGGAGAAGCUGCUGAGAGGCAAGACCCUACCGGCCCUCAGUAAGGUGGAGGACAUCAACGUGAUCACAGGCGUCCUCAAGGACUUCCUCAGGAACCUCACGCAGCCGCUGCUCACCUUCCACCUCAACAAGGCCUUCAUGGAGGCUGCAGAAAUCCAGGAUGAGGACAACAGCCUUGCUAUGGUGUACCAGGCCGUCAGUGAGCUUCCCAGCCCCAACCGAGACACCCUGGCCUGCCUGAUGAUCCACCUGCAGAAAGUGUCCCAGUGCCCGGAGAACAAGAUGGACGUGAACAAUCUGUCUCGGGUGUUUGGCCCCACCCUGGUGGGCCAUGCCCUGGCGGAGCCCGACCCCAUGACCAUCCUGCAGGACACCAGCCGGCAGCCCCGGGUGGUGGAGCGCUUGCUGAAAAUCCCAACCUCCUACUGGACCCAGUAUGUUCCUCAAGAGAACAUGUCCAUGGACAACGGCUCACAAAUGGAUAUGUCCAUCAACAGUGUGAGCAUCUUGGGGCCUGUCAACACACCGGAGCAUCACAUGAUGAGCAAAACGCCCUCUUCUGGCUCGCUGUCCAAGCGCAUGAUGCACACCCUCUCCAGCACCACGAUAUUUGGGACCAAGACUAAACCUGCCACUGCUACCUCCAACCGGCAGGUCAACUUCUUUUCUUCCCCACAACUCAAGUGAAAGGGUGAAAAAAUGUAUUUAAUAUUCAGUCCUUUUAUUCUAUUUCACAUGCAUUUAAUCGCAAUAUACUAUUCUCUAUUUGCAUACUCGUCUGGGAGAAAAAAAACAAAAUGUUUUGACCAUGUUAUUACGGUUUUAUGUUGUUAACAAGCUUCUUUAUAUAUGACGUUUUCUAUGAAAAUAAUGCUUUGUGUGCCUUGCAGUGUUUUUAAAAGCUUUGAUUGCCAACGCUUUAUUGAUCCAGAUGGUUGUAUUUACUCCUCUGUAAUGAGAGAAUAAGCUUUCAAUCAAGUCGUACAAAUGUAGGUUCCGAUGUGUCUUAAAUUACGCAACUGUACCGGAUGCGCUUCUUGUUCCAUGUGGUUGUCAUCACAGAACCAAAGACGUGUUGGUAUUUAAAAAAGAAAUGCAGCUGGAUUAAAUGAAGAAUGAAAUAAGUAUUUCUUGUUCCCCAGUCUGCAUGUCGCUUGUGAUGGAAAUCAGUUGCCAUAUCAUUUUCUUCAAAACUGACUUUUUUUUUUUUUAAGCUUAUGUUUGCUUUUAUAUUUAUGUGACAUGCAUCCUAAAUCCUCUGCACAUCCUCUGCGCAUACAGAUUAUGAAACUAGAUUUUUAAAAUGUUUUUGUCAUGCAAACUACCAGUACCGUAAAUGGGAACGAUUGCCUUUUGGCACUAGAAUGUGUGUAAAUAUGUAUUUUCCUUCACAAUAUGCCACAAGAGGAUGCUAUUGCACCAUCUUUUAUAUAUACAUGUAUAUCCUCUCUGUAAAGGACGCCUCCUUUCUUUUUCAUUUUUUUUUAUAUGAAAUUAAGUCUGCUACUGUGAUACCCCUGAUGACCUGUCUACUGUGUGUUAAGUCCCACCAAAGGGCCAUGCCACUCUAUAAAAAAAUGGAAGUGUUAUUCAAAA